This is a messenger RNA of Lingula anatina, 1590 nucleotides long. RefSeq lists its product as uncharacterized. NCBI's taxonomy places the organism in Eukaryota, Metazoa, Brachiopoda, Lingulata, Lingulida, Lingulidae. The record is from RefSeq and is a predicted model, not a curated record.
CACUCGACAUCCUUCCCUAUUUUCAGGUCAGGUCAAAGCAAUACCGCUCGUACUGGGAUAGCCAUAAUACUGAACAUUAUUCAACGAGUUAGGAGUUGAUGAAGGAUGAUGACGACGAAAACUGUUGUUUGGCUGUUUAUGUUGUGUAAUUUUGCGUUUGACGGGACUUAUGGACAGAAUGCUGAAGAAGAAGAAGAAUUCCCAACGUAUGCUAUAGUGAUGAUAGUGGUCGCUGCUCUCCUAGGCUUCUCUGGUCUGUUUUACGCCUUCUGCAAGGAAAAAUGCUGCGACUCGAGUAGCAGGAGACGGCGACCCGCACCGCCACCUGUCGUGAAAGUCCACAAAACCCAACCUAAAAAGAAGCCAGCUGGCGGUCCAAAAAAACCUAAGAAGUUCAAAAUGAAGAAACCCAAGGGUGAAGAUGGAGAAGAAGAGGAAGAAGGCGAGGAAGAAGACACAGGUGAAACGGAAAACAACGAAAAUGACAUGGAAAACGGUGAAUGCGAGGGUGACGUCCAUAAUGACGUCACAUGUGGUGACGUCAGUGAAUGUGUGACGUAUGGUGGCAAUGAUGACAACACUGGUUACCAAGGGAACAAUCAUUUUACGUCAUAUUACGCGAAUGAUGUGAUUUCCCCUGUGUAUACUGUUGACAUGCCUCAAAUGACUUACCAGUUUGAUAAUACCGGCCACAGUGGAAUGGGAGAUACGUCGUAUAAUCAGGAUUACUGCGCAAAUUACGAAGUGUACUGAAAAAAUGGCACGUACUCACAUCUUAUGAUGACUUUUAUCUGUGAUCUGGUGGUAGACAAUUACAAAUUCCCCUCUGAAAAGUUUUAGUUAAGUUUGUGUCUUUUAAUAGCCUCAAAGAACAAAGGGGAUAUCGAAGGAAGAAAGGGAUUUCUCCAUGUGAUUAAUUUAUAUGCUUUUGCAUUGCAAUAAUCAUUAUAAGGGGACGCAGUGAAGCUAGGACGAGGGAGGUUUCAUCAUUGCAAUAUGGACUUAUAAUACUCGUUCUCGAAUUUCUAUAUACUUACAGUGCCAAAAAGAGGUGAAAGAUUUUUAAGCAAAAUGGUAAGAAUUGAUUUUAUUAUGAAAACCGAAGUGUCAUAUUAAAAGGCUUAAGGGCAACCCUUGUUCUGCACCUCUCCGUAGAGUUGGACAUGUUAACGUACAUAUGUAGAGCUGCAGCUGACAAAAGCAUUAGUAACUGACAGGGAAUUUUCACAUAUGUAUUUUCACUGCUGGUGCCACGUGUAUUUACGUGAAAUAUGACAGUAAUUGUAUUUUUCGGGAAUUUUCGUUUUUUUUUUUUUUUUUUAACGAUUAGAGCUUCCUUAUAUUGGCCUUAUUACAGCUGUUUCGAUUUUUAUUAAGCAAACUAGUUAAUUCCAAAUAAGUGUAAAUGGGGAUAUCUAAAUAUUAAAAAGUAUUAAAAACACUAAAACAAUUCAUCAUCAGCGCACACCCCUUUUCAACGGUGCGUCCUUUAUCUGUUUGAUUGUUAAUCAUAUCUGAAAGACAUUCCACACUCAUUCUUGUUGCAAUAAUUUAUAUAUUUUAUAUAUUUUUUAAUAAAAACGUUAUCUA